Molecule: messenger RNA, 1396 nt
Organism: Nerophis lumbriciformis (worm pipefish)
Lineage: Eukaryota; Metazoa; Chordata; Actinopteri; Syngnathiformes; Syngnathidae
Gene: lg25h19orf67
Product: linkage group 25 C19orf67 homolog
Source: RefSeq, a predicted model, not a curated record
AUUGUUUUGUAGCAAUUCAGCUACAAACGUAAGUAUACAUUAUGUAAGUAGUAGUUGUUUAUGAGUUUUUCCACCUAAUUUGCUAGUAUCGUAGAAUGUUAUCGCGCCAUAACAAGAACGCCUUAUGGUCAGCCAAAAAUGAUGGACGCUGAUUCGGUUAAGAUGGUGAACUUUGUGUCGGGACAGUCGGUCCAAGUGCUGCAGGAUAUAGACGAUAUUGUGGACACGUUGGCGUUGCUGCGUGGUGAGGAUUUGGCGCCCCCGUGUGGCCAAUCAUUGCCCAGCAGCUGUGACUGUGAGCCCUGCUUGCAAGUCCAAAACCACAUCCAGGCUAUGGAGCUGCAGGUCCAGUUUCCUCUCAGAAAAGCAGAGGAACUGCUCGAGCGUUUUAUCAAAAACCAAGUGAGAGGCGAAAGCAGACUUGCGUUAACCUCGCUGCAGAGCUUCAUCUACGCCUGUCAGCCUUACUUUAAUUUCCUGGAAUCCACUGCCCGAAACAAGCUGUUGCCUUUUGAUAUCAAGCGUGUGCAGCUGUUGCAUUUCUCACAGCAACUGUGUGACACUUUGGAACAUCUGGUGUUCACCUUCGCCAGCCACAAUCUUCUCAGUUUGGAUCAAACUGAGCCCGAAAAUCUGUCUCACUUCUGUGUCGGCCAAACCCAGAUCGGCCAACUGAGGCUGAGCACGUUUUUCUACUGUACGCCAACGCCGUACCUGGCGGAGGUCAACACCGGCCUGUUCAAACGCAUGCGGUGGAACGUGGAGAGAGGUGAUGGAGCCCGCAGUAGCGAGAGGGAACCUGAGACAGAGUACUACUUCCUGUGCUGCCAGGAUAUUCCUAACCCACAGGCAGAAUCAGGUGCAGACGUGGUUAGCUAUGAUUCCAUUGUUGUGAGGAUGUGGUACAUUGGUCAAUGGGUGCAGGUGAAGCCUGACCCUAUCACAGAGGACAUCUUUGACUGGAUCCUGUGUGACAUUCCUCAGGGUGCCUUCAACAAGUUGCUGUUUCUGGGCAGCAAAGAACCAUCGAGCCGCGCAGCCACUGAUCUUAUGAUUCAGCUGCUCUUGUUCCAGCAGGAUGAGUAAACAUUACUACAUUGUUUUGCACUGAUUCAGCACUUCCUACUUUGUAAUACAGGCCCCGUUUAGUGCAACAUUCUGUUCUGACACCAACUUUGUUCACGGUCUCAGCCAUUUGCAUUUCCUUAAUGUUUGUUUUGAUGCAACAAUCUUACGGUUUGGUUCAUUCGCCAUCCAGAAAAUGUAUAAAUAAUUCAUGUUUCAACUGUGCACAUUUUGUAUUGUGCUCGCUCAGUAUGUUUACAAUUUUGAAUAGUCAUUUUCUAAGUGUUUGUAAAUGUUUGUGCAGUUUUAAAGUUCAGAUUGUUUAAAAAGA